Messenger RNA from Acanthoscelides obtectus, 2928 nucleotides. Lineage: Eukaryota; Metazoa; Arthropoda; Insecta; Coleoptera; Chrysomelidae. The record is from the annotation of a GenBank genome assembly.
GUCCUCGGGACUGUCCAUGCCAGGCGUGUUUCAACACAAUGCAAGUAUAAAACAUACGCACAGACCAGCCUAAAAAGCGGCACUAAAAGCAAGUUUGAGAUAUUUUAGAUUUUAGGUCUAGAGUGGAUUACGAUCACAUGUCAUCAACUGAAUAGGUCAGCAAAAAGUUUGGGGAAGCUGACAACACAAGAUCUGUGAGAUAUGAAAUAAUAUCUAAUCAAAAAACAACAAAAAGUUAAUUAUUAAUGUUUUAUGACAUGGACACGAAUACAGUAUCACACUUAACAAUUAUCUGAUAAUAAGGAUGAUAAAUGGUACCCCUUUAAAAGUGGUUAUUUAUCUUUACUUUCAAGGAUAAUUUUCUUCUACCAUGUGUACACUUUCAUGCAUGUUAUCAUUUAAAUAUAACUUUCCGACUUCAAACGUUGUGAAAAACCAGAUAAGAGUACGACUUCCGUGCCGUUCUCAUCAACCGUGGUACUGUACAGUGCUUUUCAAAAAGUACUUUCUCCUAUUUAUUCCUCAACGCGUCAAGUUAGCAAGCUGGAAGUGAUGAAAUUGAUGCAUGCAUAAUAAUAUUUUAGUUAAGAGUGGCAGUUGAAAAUUUCAAGAUGUCAUCUCGGAAUGCUUUCAGAUAGUAUAUGUAGAGAGUCAUAUGAUAUCUCGUUUCCCUCCUUAUGACCUUCUUCGUAGGGGAACUGACCCAGUUAUUCAGGCAGCCGUCCUAUAACAAGAUCGAACCCAAAGUCAUCCAGAAGCUCAUCUUCGACCUUCAGAUAGGUGAUGAGCUCAAGAAACUUGUUCAACCCAAUCAACAUCAAACUCUGUGUCACGUAUGUCUAGCUGCAGUCAACCACUUAAUGAGUAAGAAAUUGACAGUGCAAUUGCUCUUUGAGAAGCUGUGUAACAUUUAUCUGGUUUUUGCUACAUGGACUAUCUCAGGGUUUUGCGAAGAACUGUUCAAUGUCAAUGCGCCUAUUUUACAUUACAUUACUGAGCAAAGCGACAUUUUCGAUCCACAACUGGCAUGCAGCAUUUUGCUCCAAAAGAAAAACUGCAAUUUCAACCACCCUGCAUUGACCUGGACAACGUAUGUGACUCCCGAAUCCACAAAAAAGAUUCCAAAAAAGCUAACAAGUGAUCCAAAUGCGAAACCAAUAACGAUAAUUCAGCUCUCAGAUUUCCAUGUUUCACCAGAUUAUGAAAUAGGCGGCGUCGCCGACUGUGGGUAUCCCGUUUGCUGUAAAAAGGGCUUGGGAAAUAAAAGAAAAGGCAAAGAAGCAGGAACUUGGGGUGACUACAGAAGGUGUGAUGCACCUCCAUGGUUGGCGCUUGAUGUAAUGAUGCAUAUCAAUCAAACACAUCGAGAUAUUGAUAUGGUAUACUUCACAGGGGACGUCGUUGAUCAUGCAGUAUGGAAAGCUUCCAGGAAGGACAACACAAAGCUGCUUUAUGAUACCUUUAAAAUAUUCUAUGAAUCUUUUCCCAACACACCUGUUUUGCCAUUAUUUGGAAAUCAUGAACCGGCUCCAGUAAACCAAUAUCCGCCCACUGACAUAGACCUGACACACAGCCACAAACAUUUCAUAUCUCAGCAAUGGCUCUAUACGCUAGCAUCUAAAAUAUGGAGACCUUGGUUGCCCCAGUCAGCGCUGAAAACCGUUCGCAGACAAGGCUACUACUCUUACACAUAUAACAAUAGGCUAAAGAUUAUUGCCUUGAAUAACAAUGUUUGUUAUUAUCUCAACUGGUGGCUGAUGUAUAAUACAACGUAUAUCAACGAACAGCUAGACUUCAUGCGAGUUGAACUUGAAGACUCCGAGGCUCGUGGGCAGUUUGUCCAUAUUAUUGCACACGUUCCAACAGGAAAUGGAGAAUGUGUCCAACCAUGGGAGCGAAGCUAUGUCGCUUUGGUUCGAAGAUUUGCUCACAUUAUAGUGGGUCAAUUCUACGGCCAUACUCAUACUGAUGAGUUAAAAAUAUUUUAUGACGAGGAUUACCUGAAGCCAAUCAAUGUAGGGUACAAUGGUGCCAGUCUAACAACGUAUGAGGAUUACAAUCCAAACUAUAAAGUGAUGUAUGUAGACAGAAAUACUUAUGAGCUACUCGAUAUUGAGACCUACAUAAUGAAUCUAACUCAUUCUAACCAACACCCUAAUGAUCCUCCAUACUGGUAUAAACUGUACUCGAUGAAGGAAGCCUACAACUUAAAGUCGUUAGCACCAAAAGAGGUAGAUGUCGUUGCCAAAGGCUUGUUUGUAGACGAAGAUCUCUUCCAACAAUACUGGAGGUACUACGUGCGUGAUGGCGAUCCGUCCCUCAAAAAAGGUUGCGAUCAGAAAUGUUCUCGGUCGGUAAAGUGUAAAGCUAUAACGACCGAUUGGAUGCAUCCACCAAUCGAAGCAUGUAACUAAGGAUCUUCAUCCAGAUCAGACAAUCAUUUAGAUAAGGCCCAUGUACUGUGAUUUUUCAGAAAAUACCUGUAAUACAGUUCCUUUAAAAAUAUAAAUAGCAGUUCUUCAAAUAGCGUAACAGCCAUGUAACAGCGCACUACAAGAAAUCCAAUAGCCUUACCAUACCUGUUUUUCUCAACGUAGACAGAGGAUUUUCAUACCGGAUAAUGAAACGUUCUAAAUUUAUCUUUCACGCAUAUUUUAGGUGAUUUAUUUAAACACAUCAAGUCUUUAACAUCAAAUAUCUCGUACAUUAUUGAACCCUCAUUUAACUUUAUUAUAUUUUAUCAAAAUCAACACCUCUUCAGCUGAAUAUGGAAAUAUUUCAAUAUGUACAAAAAAGCCAAGGAAUGGUGCUUACACGUGAGCAACAGCAAACAGAUUGAUGCCCUUCCUUUUUGUUCUGUAGACAAACUUUUAUUUAUUUAAGUACGUCAUUUUUGUCAAAACACAAGAUUUCAAAAGUUACCAAGUU